This is a messenger RNA of Triticum dicoccoides, 3354 nucleotides long. Its product is annotated as lysine-specific demethylase JMJ18-like. Gene Ontology annotation, biological process: chromatin remodeling; regulation of gene expression. The transcript has 11 exons. Bases 73 to 3018 code for a protein of 981 amino acids. Gene Ontology annotation, cellular component: nucleus; chromatin. NCBI's taxonomy places the organism in Eukaryota, Viridiplantae, Streptophyta, Magnoliopsida, Poales, Poaceae. Gene Ontology annotation, molecular function: histone H3K4me/H3K4me2/H3K4me3 demethylase activity. The record is from RefSeq and is a predicted model, not a curated record.
ACGCGGGGUGUGAGGACUUCCCUUUCCGCGGUAGCUUCUUCUGACCACCAACGCAUCUCGCCCGCCGCGCCCAUGGUUUCCUCCUCCGCCUCCCCCUCCCCCAGGGAGGAGGAGGGCGGCGGCCCCUGUUUGCCCUCGCUCCGCGGCAAGAAAAGGAGAAUGCGAGUCAGAACGGCCUCGCCAGAGCCGGCUUCCACGGCCGCGCCGCCGCAGACACAUGGAAAGUGGCAUCCAGAUGAAUCGAACAGACCUGAAAUUGAUGAUGCUCCUGUUUUUACCCCAACUGAGGAGGAAUUCAAAGAUGCAAUUGGGUACAUUACUAGCAUUCGUCCUCAAGUAGAAAAAUAUGGAAUUUGUCGUAUUGUUCCACCAUCUUCUUGGAGACCACCAUGUCCUCUAAAGGAGAAGAGCUUUUGGAAAUGUACAGAGUUCAACACCCGAGUUCAACAAGUUGACAAGCUUCAAAAUCGGGAACCCAAAAAAAAAGAAACACAACCUCGAGUUCAGAAGAAAAGAAAGAGAAGAAAGAAACUGAGGUUUGGGAUGUCUCAGAAGCGCCGUAGCGCUGACUCUGCAGACCAGGAAGAGAAGUUUGGCUUUCAGUCUGGCUCAGAUUUCACACUAGAGGAGUUCCAGAAAUACGCUGAUAUGUUCAAGGAGCAAUAUUUUGGAAUGAAGGGAAGUGAUGAAAUUUCUCUUUUUGAAAUUAAACAGCACAAAGAAAUGUGGCGGCCAUCAGUUGAGGAAAUUGAGGGAGAAUAUUGGCGGAUAGUUGUAUGCCCUGAUGAUGAAGUUGAGGUGGAUUACGGCGCUGAUCUGGACACUGCAAUAUUUAGUAGUGGAUUCCCUAAAUCAUCUCUAUCAGAUGCAAAUAAGCAAGAUCCAUAUGGUUUAUCUUGUUGGAACUUGAAUAAUCUGCGACGACAACCUAGAUCUGUUCUUUCAUUUGAAACUGAGGAUAUAUCUGGUGUUGUGGUCCCUUGGCUUUAUGUUGGGAUGUGUUUCUCAUCAUUUUGCUGGCAUGUGGAAGAUCAUUUCCUUUAUUCUCUAAAUUACAUGCAUUUUGGUGAACAAAAAGUAUGGUAUGGUGUUCCUGGUGAAAAUGCAGUGAAGCUAGAAGAUGCUAUGAGAAGGAACUUGCCAAGACUGUUUGAAGAACAGCCUGAUCUCCUGCAUGAGCUGGUUACACAGUUAUCCCCUUCUGUUCUAAAAUCAGAAGGAAUUCCUGUUUACCGUGUUGUUCAGAAUCCAGGCGAGUUUGUUCUGACAUUACCACGAGCUUACCAUUCUGGGUUCAACUGUGGCUUCAACUGCGCAGAGGCAGUAAAUGUUGCUCCCGUGGACUGGCUGCCCCAUGGACAAUGUGCUGUUGAGCUAUACAGAGAUCAGCGGCGCAAGACAUCAAUAUCACAUGACAAGUUAUUGCUUAAAACUGUACAAACAGCUCUCAGACAGGUUUGGGCGAACCUACAGAACUGCAAGAGUGGUCAGAAGGAAUAUAUAUGGCUUGAUACCUGUGGAAAAAAUGGAAUGCUCACAAGUGCAUUUAAGACAAGAAUUAAAUUGGAAGGUUCAGCACGUGAGGCGAAUGCUCUUUUGCAAUGUAAGAAGAUGGAUCAGGAUUAUGAUUCAACGGACCGCGAAUGCUUUUCAUGCUUUUAUGAUCUUCAUUUAUCUGCUGUCAGUUGCCAAUGCUCGCCAAACCGUUUUGCUUGCUUAACUCAUGCAAAUCUUCUAUGUUCAUGCGAAAUGGAUAGAAAAUUUGUGUUGCACCGAUACAGUAUGGAGGAGCUGAAUGCUCUUGUUGCAGCUCUGGAGGGAGACCCAGCUGCAGUGUACCAGUGGAAAGAGUAUGAUGUAGGCUUAGUUUGCCAAUCUGCUUCUACGCAGCAGAAGAUGUGCUUCAGUAAAAGUGCAAAAUUAUCUGGAUCAAUUAUUGAUGUCAACAUUGAUUGCGGCUUUGAUGGCUGCGAGGACCUUGACAAGUCAGCGGGAUAUCCGAAAGAGAAGGAAGUGCAGAAUAGAUGUGUUAAUCUGAACAUAAAAGAAGAGUUAGUAUGUAGUUCUAGCACAUCAAAUACAACAGGUUUCUCAAGCUCUACAUUUAGUGCUUUACGAAAGAUUGACAAGGACAAGAUGGCCAUGGAGUUGGGGUCCCUGCAGACAAGAUCUACCCUACCUUCCAAAACUACUAAGGAACUGUUUGGCAUUGAGACUGAAUACUGUGUGGCCAAGGCUUCAUGUGCCCAGGUUAGUCAACUGGGGAAACCUUCUUCAAGUCAAUCCAUUGAAGUCUCCUGGCCAGCAAACUUACGACAUCAGGUUGAGCAACUCGACCACGGAACAGUUAUAGUUGACAAAAAUUGGUGCAACCAUCAAGCUAUCUUCCCAAAAGGAUUUAGGAGUCGAGUGACAUUUUACAGCGUACUAGAUCCGACAAGAAUAUGUUGUUACAUUUCAGAAGUUAUUGAUGCUGGACUUCUCGGACCAUUGUUUAGGGUUGCUGUGGAGGAGUUUCCUGAGGUUUAUUUUACUCACACUUCACCAAUGCAGUGUUGGGAUAGUGUGAGAGACAGGGUGAAUGAAGAAAUAAAAAAGCAAUGUAGGGCUGGAAAAUCUCCUGCUUUAUUAUCGAACGAUUCUGUAAAUGGGCUUGAAAUGUUUGGUUUCUUUUCCCCACCAAUAAUUGAGGUAAUCGAGGCUCUAGAUCCCGACCACAAGUGCUUAGAUUAUUGGUUGUCUAAGCAUACACCUCCUCUGAGAAGACUCCUUUCGGAGUCUUUGAUGACCACAACGGUUGAUGGCACUAAUAAUUCCUCUAUAAGGUUACUUGGGGUUGAUAUUGCCAGCAAUGAAUCUGAACGAUCCAGUUUCCACAAUAAUUCCUGUGCUGAGGAGACUAAACUCAGCAGGCUCCUUCAGAAGGCUAAAUGCCCAGAAGAACAAGAACUAAUUGUCAUGAACAAAGCAAUCAGCGGCAGAGGAUGGAUAACAGCGCAGGUCUGCAGGAUGAGAUGAAGAAUUAUGUAGAUAAAUAGAGCCUUGAAUAGAUAAACCAUUUUUAGUAACUCAUCCUAGAUUGCUUCUAUAGGGAACCAUUAGAAAUUAAAUUAGAACAACCAUUUACCUGCAUUCUUAUAGAAUUGCAUUUCCUGAUCUUCCAUUUAGUUUUGCAUGAUCCAAAUUUAUUUUUACUUGAUGGCAAAAGGUUAUUUUCUCUCUAAUUGUGUCCUGAUUAGCCAGGAUCAUGGUAACCAAUGAAACAAGUUGACCAUUCGUUUAUCAAAAGUUUAUGUUCAAAACCUUGUUGCUGGAAAGUUAAAAAAAAUGAAGAAAAUGAUUUUGAAUUUUUGA